This is a messenger RNA of Clunio marinus, 3688 nucleotides long. Lineage: Eukaryota; Metazoa; Arthropoda; Insecta; Diptera; Chironomidae. The record is from the annotation of a GenBank genome assembly.
AAUAGAGCUGUGUAACAAAAGUAAAUAAGUUAAUUGUUGAUAGGAAAAAUUGAUUUUUUCCAAUCAAGAAUUGUUCUAUUCCAUGUUAUAUGCUUGUAAAACAUACAUAUUGCACAAUAUUAUAAUAGUUCUUAGUGUUUACUUCAUUUGUUAAAAUUAAAUUCAAAUCUACUCAGAUCUACAUAUAACUUGUGACAAAUUUUUGGAACAACGAGAUAAUUGAAUAAUGAAAUAAAACUAUAAUUUUGUUGUGCCCUCGUAUAGUUCUGCAUUGACAUUAGCGUUUUGAUCACUCAUAAAAAACAAAUUAAUCCUGAUAAACAACAAAAAAUCUAUAGAUGAUUUAUUGAUUCAGCACAAAUUAUUCGAAAUAUUUAAAUAAAGAGCAAAAUUAUGAAUAAAUUUGAUACAAAUCCAACACAAUUAUCAUCACAUAUGCAAUCAUCAUCUAAAUCCCCAAACCCUUCACCCGAUCCCGACAUCGACGACGCAAGUUCAAAAAGACAAGCGACAAGAGUUUUUAAGAAAUCAUCAGCAAAUGGUAAAAUUACGGUUUACCUUGGAAAAAGGGAUUUUGUGGAUCACAUAACACACGUUGAUCCAAUCGAUGGUGUAGUUUUAAUUGAUCCCGAUUAUGUUAAAGAGAGAAAAGUAUUCGGGCAUGUUUUAGCAGCAUUUCGUUAUGGUCGUGAAGAUUUAGACGUUCUUGGAUUAACAUUCCGUAAAGAUUUAUACUUGGCAUCAGAACAGAUUUAUCCAUCACAGAAUGAAGUGAAUGAGAGAAGGCAAUUAACUCGUCUUCAAGAACGUUUAAUAAAGAAAUUAGGGCCCAAUGCAUAUCCAUUUUUCUUCGAAGUUCCACCACAUUGUCCCGCAUCGGUUUCACUUCAACCAGCACCAGGUGAUACAGGAAAACCAUGUGGAGUUGACUACGAACUUAAAGCCUUUGUUGGUGAUUGUUCCGAGGAUAAACCGCACAAACGUAAUUCUGUUAGAUUGGCCAUCAGAAAGAUUAUGUACGCUCCUUCUAAACUUGGAGAACAACCAUCUAUCGAAGUCAGUAAAGAGUUUAUGUUAAAGCCAAAUAAGAUUCAUUUGGAAGCGAGUUUAGAUAAGGAGCUUUAUCAUCAUGGUGAGAGUAUAGCUGUUAACGUACAUAUUGCAAAUAACUCGAGUAAAACUGUGAAGAAAAUCAAGGUAUCAGUCAGACAGUUCGCUGACAUUUGCUUGUUUUCAACUGCCCAAUAUAAGUGUACUGUUGCUGAAGUUGAAUCAGAAGACGGAUGUCAAGUGCAGCCGGGCUUUACUUUGUCAAAAGUAUUUUCUUUGACUCCAUUGCUAGCGAAUAACAAAGACAAAUGGGGUUUGGCUCUCGAUGGGCAGUUGAAACAUGAGGACACAAACUUAGCGUCAAGUACAUUGAUUGCUGAUCCAUCACAACGUGAAAAUUUGGGAAUAAUUGUGCAAUAUAAAGUGAAAGUAAAAUUAUGUAUCACACCAUUAGGAGGCGACUUAGUUGCAGAACUCCCGUUUAUUCUUAUGCAUCCAAAGCCAGAUGAUUUAGAUGAAAGUGUGUUGGCAAAUGAUGGUGAGAAAGCAUCCCCAAAUAAUAAUUCUGGUAAAAACAGAAAUUGUUUGGGUGAAAAACAACACACACUCAACAACAAUUCAUCGGCUGCCAAGGAAGACGCUCCUAAUUUGAUUCAAUUAGACGGCGAUGACACACACGACGAUGACAUUAUUUUCGAAGAUUUUGCCCGCUUAAGAUUAAAAGGCGGAGAAACGGAAGCAUAGUCGAAUCACUUGAGCUUCAUUAUCCUACACACUAACACCCACGCCUACACCCAACCACUUUAGAAUGGAAAUCACUUACGGUCUCCCCGCGUUAAGUGAAAGAAAAAGGUAUAUUGUCAACUACUUUAGGUAGCCAUUUUAUACUACAUAUGGAAAUUAAUUUAAUUAUUUAAGACAUAAUAAUAAACGAAGUGUAGCGUCUUAUCUUCCUAUCAAUAACCAAAAAAAAUGAAGAAAAAUAUUCAUAUAAAUUAAAAGUUAAAACAAGAAUCAUUUGAUAAAAAUUGAGAGAAUUUAAGCAUCAUUCGUGAAUGAAAAGUUGAAAUAAUUACACUCGAUUUGAUAAUAUAAAAUUUUUCUUUUCCUUCUUUCAUUAAAAAUUAUUGUUGAAGAGAAAGAAAAAGAAGAUUUCAUUCUUAUCGAAAGAUUUUAAACAAACCUAUUUUUUAUAUCUUACUUCAUUAAUUUGAUAUUUUUCUACUCAUCGUCACUUUUGAUAUGGCCAAUUUUGUAAAAGAAAUAUUAGUGACAGAAUAUAGAUUUAACUAAAUAAAAUUUGAAACUUUGAUUAUCUAUUCCUCAUUUACGAAAAUAUUACAUAAGUCAUUUGACCAAAUGAGAAAAGUGUUUAAAGAGAAAUUGAGUUUGUUGCUUAAUUAUGGUUAGCUCUUGUCGGUGUCAAUUUUGUUUCUGUAAUUCCUUGAAUAUUUACAUUGCACAUGAGAUAAGAAUUCAUUGUUGUAUUAUCCUGAGCAGGAAAGGAGUAAAGAAAGAUGGUUGAAUAUCCGUAUUGACAUUUAUGUAAUCUUAUAAAUGUCAAUGAGAAAAGAAAUGAGUUGAUAUCUUAAGCAACAUAUUUUUAAACGAAUUGAGACACUUUCAGAAAAAGAAAACCCACAAAUAUUUCUUUAUUUCCAUUAGCAUAAAUAAAUGCAAUAAUCUUCCCAAAUAAAAAAUGUAUGUAAAAUGUUGAAUCAUUGAAAGUUCUAUAACUUAAUUAUCUAAAUGAAUUCUUGUUUCCGUUCAUAUAAAUAUUUAAUAUUCAAAUUGAUGAGCAUAAAAGCGAAAAUAAAUUAAAAAGAAAACCUUCUCCUUAAAUGAACUGAAAAUAAAAAAAAGCUUUAGCCUUUCAAAACGAAUUUUGUAAAUUUUCUACGAAAUUGAGUCUUUUAGUAAGCAAAUGAUAAUUCUAUGCAUAGUAAGAAUAUUAGACAAUGCAAUUGUGCAUUGAGGUUUGUUUUAUCACCAAUAAAUCUAAUAGAUUUUUAUCAGUUAUUAUGCACUAACGUGUUUAGAUACUUUUUUGUUUUAAAAGUGAUUGAAUCAUGUACAUGCACAUUAAAAUAAUAAAUGUUUUUGAUGUCUCCAAUACAUCCACACAAUUCAAUUCGGUCUCUAAUCUUGUACUUUAAUGAGUAAGAAAAUUUUCUUUCUUUGUUUAUUUGGAACUGUUUCAAUUAACAAUAAUUGUAUGUAUUUUAAUAUCCCAAAAUAAGGAUUAUUAAAUCAAUUAAACGUGAAAUGAAAACAUUUGGAUUAUGUAUUGUAAUCUAAUUUAGCUAAAAUAAUAACAAAAGAAAACUGUUUGUACUGCUUCAUACAUACAUUAAAUAUCUUCCUAAAUUUCCAUUAAUUUGUUGAGAAUUAUAUGUGAAACAAAUUAUUUAUGGAAUCCAUGGAUUCUUUUAUAUUCUUUUGAUUUCAACUUUUAUUUAAUCGUAAUAUCUAUUUAUAUAUUGCAAAUUAACACAAACAUAAAAUUACUUAUUUUAAUACAUUAUAUGGAUAUCAAUAUUGGGCAUUUGAACAAAACAAUCUGAUAACUGUAAGAUCUCCAGUACCACGAAAAUGGAAGAAACAUCUUCAAUAAAAAAAUUAUUUUGAUGUAAAGCAA